AUUUCUUCCAAAACCUUGAUUGCUACCAUUUGAGAUGUGAUGAGAAGAGACGAGAAACAGAGAAAGUAACACCAUAACCUUCACCGUCGCAGUUUGCAUUCGCCGUUCACCGUCGCAGUUUGCGUUCGCUGUUCACCGUCGCUGCGUCGCAGUUCGCGUUCGCUGUUCACCGGUGCGGUUCGCCCUCGCCUUUCACUGUUCGUCGUCCCCCGCAUCGUCUUUUAUCUUCCCCUCUUUUAUGUGUGCGAACCCUACUUCCCCAUUUGGCGACUUUUUCCUUCUCUUCCAACUGCACUGAACACUGAUAGUGAUGUUGAUAGCUGAAGCCGGAAAUGAGCGAGCUGAGUAUGCAGUUGACGGGUUUCUAAGCACAGUUGGUAGGUUGCAAGCUGAACAACAUAAACAGGUACUUCUCAUCGGAUCCCUUCAGAAUACUAAUGAUGGGAUGGAAGACACUAAUGAAAUUAUAGUCUUUAAGUUCCUGAGAAAACGGAAUUCAGUAAAACAAGACUUGCUAAUGUUGUGAAGAGUCCGAAAAAAUUAGGUUCCAAGGAUCCAAGGUAUGUUCUUAUACUAUCUUGUGAUUUAUUGAUUUCAAGAAACAAAUUCAUCAACAAUCUUCAAUCUCUUGAUUCAAAUUUUGAGCCAUGCAUUAUUUUUAAUAAAUAGCCUUCCAUUGAACUCAUGGUGUUGAAGCAUUAAUCUUAAUUAGCUGGUACCAAUAGCUAUUUAGACUUCAAUAAUAUGUUUAAAAUAGACAUAAAUUUAAUUCCUCAAUACAUAUAUGAUUUUAACCCUUACUUUAAAGAAUUCAUUUUUGCAGAAAAUUUAAGUCCUAUAACUUGGUCCAUGCAAAAUUCAAUAGAAUGAACAAUUUAGCCACUAAGAGAAUUUAACUCUUUCUUUUGUUUUUCAUUCUUUGUUUAAAAGAACUAUUAAUGAAAAAAAUAAUUAAUUCUAUUGGCUAAUUUUUAAAUAAAUAUUUAUUUUAGAAUCAAAUCCAAAUAUAUUUAGAAUAGAAAAAGUAUUCCUAAAGGAGUUGUCUGUGUCAUGAUUGAUGAGUGUAAAGUCCACUGAAUUAUGCAAAUUAAAGUCUUGAAUGAAGGUACCUGAAUUUGAAGUCUACAGCAAGAGACACUUGUUACUAAUCUAUGGUCAAGUGAAGUCAACACUCAACAGUUGCACACCUCAUUAUCGAUUCCCACUUUAUUUGUUUGCUUAACAUGAUCGAGACAUGAUUUCUAAAAAUGUUUCAUUUGAUAUAGUCUUGCUAGAUAAAUUGUUUCAAUUGUAGAUAUCCCCUCUCCUCUUCCUUUGCCAACUUAGCUCUAACAGUUAUUUCUUCACUUUUCACUGGAGAAGACUACUCUUGUGUAUAGUUAAGUUCUUCUUUUGCAACCUCACAGUUUUUCAAAUUAAUUACAAUAAAAUGAACCGGCAAGUGAGCCGAAAAAAUGCACAUCAGGCAGAACAAGUUGAAAGGUAGCUCAGACUUUAUUUCAAUUAUUGUUCUAAUUAAUAAUGAUGAUAGAUAUCUAUCACUGCUUCUGUAAGUUAUAUAUCAAGAUUGCAGCAGUGAAUUAUUAUUGCAAGGUUCUUGCAGCAUGCUUUUCUUUUCAUGUUCUUCUUAACUAAUGGAUUUCUAGCAUGGUUUAAUUUCAUCUUCAUUAGCUUUUGCCCUCAAUUUUCAAGCAAUUGAGAAAGUACAGCAUAACUAUGCUGAAAUCACCCAAACUGAAAGAGAGACAUGUAAUCAAGUAUAUGCUUGAAAUGUGUCUUGUUUUCUGCUAUGUAUCUAUGUAUGUUAAUUGAUGCUUAAGAUAGAUAUAUAAAAAUGUGAAAUGGUAGUAGUAGUAGUAGCUUUGUCUCCGGGCCCCAAGGAAUGUUUAGCUUAUUUCACGUGGACAAGAAAGCUACUGAAGCCAUCAACAGUAUCCUAACAUAUAUACAUUCAUCAGAUGUGAAAUUCUUUCUUUUCCUAAUCUUUCUUUUUCUAAUCUUUCUUUUCUACCACUAGCUAUAUAGCUAAUAGCUUCUAUAUAGCUGCUGAGUGCUGACUCACUCUCUCUUUCUCACCCUCUCUUCUUCCAAGUCCUUUCACCUUUAUUUGCUUGUUCACCUUGAAGAAAUAACUGUUUUCUUUUCUUACUUAUUUGUUUGAUAAGAACAUCCAUGGAUCACAGAAGUGAGAAGCAAUGUAGGUUGGCCAAUUAAUAUAUUUACAAGGAUUGAAAGGGAAGGUUAUAAAUCAAUACAGAAACCUUUUUGUGGAGGCCCGUGGCAAGGGUUCUGCCAAAAAGGAUCUUAAUAGUCAGAGGAACUUGUUCUGAGAUAUUUCAGAAUUUUUUCAGAGGUAUUUUUCAGAGAGGAAGAACCACUGAAGUUGAAGCAAAAUUUGAGAAGCUCUUGAGAAGAGUAAAUGUGAAAUCUGAAAAGGUUGACCUGUCAAAGAGAGCUCAGAACUAGUUAUCUGCUGUUGGUGCUCGGAAAGAUAGUAAGAAAGCAACUCUAGUUCUCUGUAAAAUGAUGAAGAACUACUGGAUCUAUGUUCAAGCCGAGGAAUGUGCCUCGAACCACCAAGGAGCAUGUCACAACCGGAGCGAGGCGCUCAAGUAUAAGAUAAUAGCAAUACUUGCAAUUCUAGUGAUGAGCAUGAUCGGCGUAUCGCUGCCGAUGCUCUCACGCGUUGUGCCCGCGAUUCACCCAGACCGUGACCUUUUUGUGCUAGUGAAGGCCUUUUCCUCCGGUGUCAUCCUCGCCACCGGUUACAUGCACGUAUUGCCGGACUCAUUCAGUGACCUCAUGUCGGACUGCUUGCCGGAAAAACCGUGGCACAAGUUCCCAUUCACUACAUUCAUCGCCAUGUUUUCUGCUGUUUUCACCCUCAUGGUGGACUCUUUCUCCAACUGUUUCUUUAAGAAGAGAAUCCUUGCUUCUUCUUCUACUACUACUGGUGAUUUUUCCGAGAAGAACAUUGAAGUUGAUGGUGGUUGCCGCAAUGAAGUGAAUAAAGAAUUGGAAUUGCUUAGUCACAGUCACACUCACGGUGAUGAGAUUGAACACGGAAAUGGAAACACGAAAGUUGUGAGUGGGGAACAGUUGCUUCGCUAUCGUGUUAUUGCUCAGGUGUUGGAGCUAGGGAUUGUGGUGCACUCGGUGGUGAUUGGUUUGUCAAUGGGAGCUUCGGAUAAUCCAUGCACAAUUAGGCCUCUCAUUGCAGCACUUUGCUUUCAUCAAUUCUUCGAGGGAAUGGGCUUAGGAGGCUGCAUACUUCAGGCAGAAUAUGGGAUGAUGAUAAAGGGCACUAUGGCAUUCUUCUUUUCCGUGACAACUCCAUUUGGAAUUGCAUUGGGGAUAGCUUUGUCGAAGGUGUAUAGUGAAACAAGUCCAACCUCACUCAUAGUUGAAGGUGUUUUGAAUGCUGUGUCUGCAGGGCUUCUCAAUUACAUGGCAUUGGUAGAGUUAUUGGCCACUGAUUUUAUGGGCUCAAAACUUCAAAGUAAAGUGAAACUUCAAAUGUGUGCAUAUCUUUUUGUUAUGCUGGGAGCAGGAGGAAUGUCAGUCAUGGCAAUAUGGGCAUAGAGAAAAAAGAAAUGUUGUAAGAAAGAAUAAAGUAGAAUUUUUAGGGUGGGAUUGCUUUUUACCUUUUUUUUUUUUCUCACAUGCAUGCCUUGGUUAGUUUUUCAAACCUCAAAGUGUUUGGUCACUUGUGGAUUGCCAUCCAAUCAAAGUAUCAUUGGCUUUCUUUAAAUUUGGUUUUAAGGAUAAAAAUCAUAGUAAAUUUUUAUUUUAGUCAAACUUACAAGAAGACAAACUCUAAAUGUUUGAAGAGAUCACCUUUU
Messenger RNA from Arachis stenosperma, 3842 nucleotides. RefSeq names its product fe(2+) transport protein 1-like. The record is from RefSeq and is a predicted model, not a curated record. Gene Ontology annotation, cellular component: plasma membrane. Gene Ontology annotation, molecular function: zinc ion transmembrane transporter activity. The coding region runs from base 2524 to 3582 and encodes 352 amino acids. Gene Ontology annotation, biological process: zinc ion transmembrane transport. The transcript is spliced from 8 exons. NCBI's taxonomy places the organism in Eukaryota, Viridiplantae, Streptophyta, Magnoliopsida, Fabales, Fabaceae.